CCAGGUGCGCCGGCCCCACCCACACCUGGCCGAUCCAAGAUGGCGGCGGCGCUGAGGGCGCUGCUGGCGCUGCUCGGUGUUUCCAUCCAGGUGUGCUCCCUGCAGGUGUCGGUACCUGAGCCCCGCACCGUCGCCCUGCUCUUCCAGCCCGUUCUGCUGCGCUGCCACUUCCAGGUGAGCUCACCUGGCGGCCCCGCCCCCAUCGUCACCUGGAAGUACAAAUCCUUCUGCCCGGACACCUGGGCGGGCACCUCACCUGGCAGCACCUGGGGGGACUCACCUGGCGAGGCCGCGGGGGCGUGUCCCGACUCCGCCCGCACCGUGCGCAUCGUGGCCACCAAGCAGGGCGAGCAGGUGACGCUGGGAGACUUCUACCUGGGCAGGGCCGUCACCAUCCGCGGAGCCGCAGAGCUCAGUCUGGGCCCCGCAGCCUGGGGGGACAGCGGGCUGUACCUGUGCACGGUGACCUCGACCAGCGACCUGCAGGGCAACAACGAGGCCGUGGCCGAGCUGGUGGUGCUGGGGUCUCUUCCCGAGGGCUCCCGGCUGCUGCCCGAGGGGACCCUGCCAGACUGGCUGUUUGUGGUGCUGGUGGCGCUGGGGGCGGGGCUGGUGGCGCUGGGGGCGGGGCUGUGCUGGUGCCAGUGCUGCCCCCACACCUGCUGCUGUUACCUGCGCUGCCCCUGCUGCCCGCGCACCUGCUGCUGCCCCGAGGCGCUUUACCUGGCCGGCAAAGCGGCGACGUCGGGCGGAGCCUUCGGCCCCUCCCCCCCCCCAGCGCUGCCCCUGCAGCUCCUCGGCAGCUCGCAGAGCUCUCAGGUGCCGCUGCUGAGGGACAGCGACAGCUCGGCCCCGUCGCUGCCCCCCCCCCUGGCGCUGCGGUUCCUGGAGGAGCGAAUGCAGAGCUGGGGAGGGGGCGGGGCCGGGGCGGGGCCUGCAGGCCCCGCCCUCAGUGACGUCACCUCCCUGCACGAGCCCCCCUGGACCCCUCCCCCCCCCCGCUCGCGCUCGGUGGAGAUUUUGGGGGAGGGGCGGCCCCGGGGGGGGGAGGGGCGGCCCCGGGGGGGGUCCCUGACCCCUCCCCCACCCCCCCGGAACCCCCCGGGACCCCCCCGGAGGCUGCGCAAGAACGACGCCCUGAGCCGCGAGAGCCUCGUGGUGUGACCGGGAUUCCCAAAAAUUCCAGAAUUUUCCCAAAAAUUCCAGAAUUUUCCUCAAAUUCCAGAUAUUUUUGGGCUCAUUUUGGGGCUUUUUUAGUGCCUUAAAUUUUGUUAUUUUUUACUCAUUAAAAUUGGGGGGGAGGGGUCUCUUCCCCCCCCCACGCUGAGAUUUGGCGCCAAAUAAAGA
Messenger RNA from Zonotrichia leucophrys gambelii, 1347 nucleotides. Its product is annotated as lipolysis-stimulated lipoprotein receptor-like. The record is from RefSeq and is a predicted model, not a curated record. Gene Ontology annotation, biological process: establishment of blood-brain barrier; tricellular tight junction assembly. Gene Ontology annotation, cellular component: plasma membrane; tricellular tight junction. NCBI's taxonomy places the organism in Eukaryota, Metazoa, Chordata, Aves, Passeriformes, Passerellidae. The coding region runs from base 40 to 1164 and encodes 374 amino acids. The transcript has 10 exons.